CUCAGCUCUCUCCUCUGGUGGGUGUGUUAGCUGUUUACUUCACUGGAUUGGCAGGCAGAGGACUUACAGUAGCGUUACAGAAAUCAUGGGAAGAAAGAAAAAAAAGCAGAUGAAGCCUUGGUGCUGGUACUGUAACAGAGAUUUCGAUGAUGAGAAGAUCCUCAUUCAGCAUCAGAAGGCCAAGCAUUUCAAGUGCCACAUCUGUCAUAAAAAGCUGUACACGGGCCCCGGACUUGCAAUCCACUGCAUGCAGGUACAUAAAGAGACUAUUGAUGGAGUCCCUAAUGCAAUACCUGGAAGGACGGAUAUCGAGCUGGAAAUAUAUGGCAUGGAAGGUAUCCCGGAAAAAGACAUGGAAGAGAGAAGAAGAGUACUGGAGCAAAAGAACCAAGAGACUCAAAAGAAAAAGCAGAACCAGGAUGACUCUGAUGAGUAUGAUGAGGAUGAUGAGCCUGGUCCCUCCUUCCAGCAGCCCGCUGUAGGCCAGCCACAGGCAGGCUUCAUACCCCCUAUGACCCAGCCUGGAAUGCCUCCUGGCUCUGGUGCUCCAGUAAUACCACCGGGCAGCUACUCAGGAAUUCCCCCAAUGAUGCCAGGUGUGCCACCAAUGAUGCCAGGAAUGCCCCCUGUAAUGCCAGGAAUGCCUCCAGGAAUGAUACCAAUGGGCGGGAUGAUGCCCCCAGGUCCAGGGAUGCCACCAAUGAUGCCAGGUGUGCCACCAGGCAUGCCUCCUCCCGUGGGCCACCGUCCUGGCAUCACACACAUGGCUCAGGUUCCCCCUGCUGCUAACGUGCUGACCAGACCUGCUGUUGUUGCUGCCACUGUCCCCUCAGUCCAGCCAGAUGUCACAAAGCCUCUUUUCCCCAUUGCUGGACAGAUGGGCAGUCGUGUUGCAAGUACAAGUGCAGGCUCAUCAUGUGCGGACUCUCAGUCUGCCUCCCCUAAAGCUCUGUUCGCUAUCACAUCACAAAGCCAGCAGUCAGGGCCCCCCCACGCUCCCCCCUCUUCCUCCUCUGACCCCUCAAAGCCCACAUUCCCGGCCUACACUCAGGACGCCGUAGCGGUGGCCAGCCCCAACGCUGGCACCAGUACGGUCUCCAAACCUCCCUCUACCGUGACCAGUAAGCCUGCCACCCUCACCACCUCCAGUGCAACCAGUAAGUUGAUCCACCCUGAUGAGGAUAUCUCACUGGAAGAGUUGCGUGCUCAGUUGCCGAGGUACCAGCGCUGCAUUGCCCGCCAAGGCCAGACGCCUGCUACUGUCAGUCCGUCAGUGGCUCCCGUGGGUGGCAUGAUUCCUCCACAGCAGCCCGGCAUGAGGCAUCCCAUACCUGGCCAAUAUGGUGGUCCACCUCAGGGGAUGCCCGGCUACAUGCCAGGUGGGAUGCCUCCAUACGGACAGGCUCCUCCUGUGGUCCCCCCAGGGUACCAGGGAGCCCCUCCACGGCCGCCCAUGGGUAUGAGACCCCCUGUCAUGUCUCCUGGAGCCCGCUACUGAAGCCUGCCAUCCUCUCUUCAAUAGGUUUGGACACUCAACCCUUUUCUAAUGUCCUCAGCUGCUAGUAGACAAACGAGUAUCGGUAUUAUAGUACCACAACGUACUGUUUAUUCUACUACUGAGCUAUGAGGAAGAGACACUGAAUAAACAGCAAACAAAAGAGCUAUAACAGCAUCACAGAGCGCAUGGGAAAUAUUUACACUGUACCUAACCAAGACUAUGAACUGUUGUUUCAAACCAACUCUGUUCUGUGGCUUUUUUUCCUUCUCAUGUUUCAUUCAGGUGUAUAGAAGUGUAGUAGAUAUGGUUCGUAGUGUUGUGAAGGCGCUGGAGUUACAUGGGCAGUACCCACCCUUUAUCAAGGCAAGUUUUUAUGUAAAUACAUUUCUGUUCUAAGCUAAACAGUGAGGCCUUCACAGCACGUAGUGCUGUUGGACCUCGUGUCCCCAACUUUGUUUGGUGAGGGCUUCAGAAAACUGUUUAUGCUUUCAUUCUGUUUAAUGUUCAUAGUUUUAAUGAGGAGAUACUCCCAUAACCUUAAAUAGUUGAAGUACUUAAUGAAGUGGUAUGUGUAAUGUUGUAAAACUGUAUUGUAAUAAAAUGUGGCAAAAAUUUAAGACUCUUCUUUGCGGGACGUUAGUGGGAAAAGAGACGUCACAGCAGGUUUGUACUCCAGUUAUAGACGUGGACUUUUGAUGAACAAUAUUGUCAGAAAACGUGCAUCUGUGCUGAAAUUAAAAAUGUUGCUAAAUGUUGUAAGCAGUAUAUUGUUUUUUAAAGAAAAUGCUCUGUACAUGGCGAGUACAUUGUGCAGGUGCAUAACUUCGGGGUCGCUGCUGGCUGUAGUGCUAAAACCCAGAUUUCUCUUCUCCCUGUAGCGAUGCCAUGGGGGACUGGCUGAGGCCCUGUCUCAGUGUAGCCCUGUUUCAGCCUGAGGCAAGUCUCACCAUUUUCUGUCUUCUCAUUCAUUACCAGGGGCCCUCACAGCUUACACGCUGUUGGAUCUCUAUGUCCCCAAACUUGCAGCAAGUUUGGUGAAGGCCCUUGUUUGUGUUGUUGCGUUUAGGCACCAUUUUCUUCAAUCAUGUGACUUAUGUUUCUGAUUGUUAAGCUCUUAGGUGUCAUUCAACCUUUUGUUCCUCUUUUAUUGGUUAGUGAAAACAUCAGGAAGCUCUGUUUUCAUGUAGUAACUUUAUACUUAAAGUAUGAAGCUUUUAAAUGAAGCUUUUGAUGUUAACUAGUCCUGAAGUCCACAACAGCUUAAUGUCUGAAAUGUUCAUGGACACCUUUAACAGCCUGUCACAUACAGCAAUAUGUACAUAAAAUGUUGUUUGGGAUGUUUGUGAUGUACAAGUGACUUUUCAUAUGCUUGUAAAAAAAUGGCUUUACUACUAAAUCCUGUUUGUUUCAUCAGCUGUCCUCACUUGAUCAUUAACUUCUUACAUUGAAGGAGAAUCCCUACCAGUAACAGGUUAGUUAAAGCUGUAAGUACCACUGCUGUAAUUUUAAUGUGUUUUGUGUGCACACAUAAUAAUAUCAGAUCUUAAUGUCUGUCACUCUUUUGAAAAAACUAAAUGAACCCACACCAAUUGUUCAGCAGCUUACAAUAAUAGCAGCAAGUCGUACAAAACGAUCUCAAGACAUAACUCGAGGCAGAAAAGUCCAUUAAGUUAACCCUUUAUUGGGCGAAGAACCGUAUUUGGUAACUUCAGUGGCUAUCCAAAACAGGGUCCCCAUGUCUCUCUGUUAGGUCGUAGAACCACAUGGAUUUCUCCCAGCUAAUCAGCAAAGAUCAGGCAUUUUUAUUAUUCUUCAAUGACUUGUACGAGGAGAACUUGACUAUGACGGCAUAUUAGCGCCAAGUAUGAAUGAAAAUACAAACCUGGGGGGGAAGGGGGGGGUAAUAUUUCGAGAAA
Messenger RNA from Centropristis striata (black sea bass), 3414 nucleotides. RefSeq names its product zinc finger protein 207, a (gene znf207a). The record is from RefSeq and is a predicted model, not a curated record. Lineage: Eukaryota; Metazoa; Chordata; Actinopteri; Perciformes; Serranidae. The transcript is spliced from 11 exons. The coding region runs from base 86 to 1498 and encodes 470 amino acids. Gene Ontology annotation, cellular component: nucleus.